Molecule: messenger RNA, 297 nt
Organism: Peromyscus eremicus (cactus mouse)
Lineage: Eukaryota; Metazoa; Chordata; Mammalia; Rodentia; Cricetidae
Product: transmembrane emp24 domain-containing protein 2-like
Exons: 1
Coding region: 1-297 (98 amino acids)
Biological process (GO): Golgi organization; intracellular protein transport; endoplasmic reticulum to Golgi vesicle-mediated transport
Cellular component (GO): endoplasmic reticulum; COPII-coated ER to Golgi transport vesicle; Golgi apparatus
Source: RefSeq, a predicted model, not a curated record
AUGGAUGGGAUGUACAAGUUUUGCUUUAGUAAUAGGAUAUCCACCAUGACUCCAAAGAUAAUGGAGAUAGAAGAUCAAAAGAACAAGCCAGAAGAAAUGAUUAAUGAGCUGGCAGUGGUGAUGACAGCUGUAAAGCAUGAACAGGAGGAGUACAUGGAAGUCCGGGAGGACAUAUACAGAACCAUCAACACCACCACACACAGCAGAGUGGUCUUUUGGUCCUUCUUCGAAGCUCUUGUUCUAGUUGCCAAAACAGUGGUACAGAUCUACUACCUGAAGAGAUUUUUUGGAGUCUAG